AUGAUUCGCCGACUAACCCCCGAUGUCAUCAAAAAGUAUGAUGACAUCAUCGCCGAGCAACGACGUCGUGAUUUCAUCGAAGAAGUUAACGAAGACGAUACAAGUAUCGGACACUAUUUACCGCAUAUAGCGGUAAAAAGGGACUCGGCAACUACACCCAUUAGAAUUGUGUAUGACUGCAGUUGUAGUCAGGGUGCUAGCUUUCCGAGCUUGAAUGACUGUCUACAAACCGGCCCAUCGUUGAUAAAUGACCUACCAUCCAUUCUAUUACAAUUUCGCUCAAAUAACAUUGCAUUAACGAGUGACAUUGAAAAGGCCUUUCUGAAUGUUAGAUUGGAAGAAGACGAGAGGAAAUUCACGAAAUUUCUGUGGCUGUUAGACGCGUCUGACCCAGAAGGUAAAUUCAUAACAUUACAAUUUAAAACAGUAUUGUUUGGCGCUGUUUGCUCGCCGUUUAUCUUAAAUGCGGUUAUAAAAACGCAUUUAGACGCCAACAACACACUUUCUACAGCCAAAAUAUUAAAGAACAAUAUUUAUGUUGAUAAUGUGAUCGAUGGUGUUGAUACUACGGAAAAUGCCAUAAAAUACUAUAAAGAAGCCAACAAGCUAAUGACGACGAGCGGAUUUAAACUCAGGGCGUGGUCUUCUAAUUGUGAACAAUUGAACGAACUUUCCAAACGCGACAACCUCAAUGAGCCCGCCGAAACUGUGUCUGUUUUGGGAAUGCGAUGGUCGACAAAAUCGGAUAAGUUGACCUACCCCAAAGUUAAUAAUGUACCGCUAUUAACUGAUCUUAUUACGAAACGCGACGUUGUCAGUUUCACUUCCGCGUUAUACGACCCGAUUGGUUACCUAACUCCAGUCCACGUUAAAGCCCGGUUAUUCAUACAGUUGUUAUGGAAACUCGAACUAGGCUGGGACGAACCGCUUAACUCAGACCUAUGUUCGAUGUGGAUGCAUAUUGCUGAGGAUCUAAACGGUGCAAGAAGUCUUUUUGAG
This is a messenger RNA of Saccoglossus kowalevskii, 999 nucleotides long. RefSeq lists its product as uncharacterized. NCBI's taxonomy places the organism in Eukaryota, Metazoa, Hemichordata, Enteropneusta, Harrimaniidae. The record is from RefSeq and is a predicted model, not a curated record.